Molecule: messenger RNA, 8451 nt
Organism: Lymnaea stagnalis (great pond snail)
Lineage: Eukaryota; Metazoa; Mollusca; Gastropoda; Lymnaeidae
Source: the annotation of a GenBank genome assembly
GUAAUAUUUGGCCGCGAUGUACGCAGGCCUAGGUUCAUGGUUUUGCUAGGUACCCCCGUCUCGCCGCGGUGUACGCAGCCACUUCGUUUUUAAAACUACACCGUUGGAAGGUAUUUGUUGACACCGGGCAACAACGGAACAAGUACUGUCUGCGAAUACCAAUACCACGGGGGAGAAAACAUUGAAUGUUUGCCGUAUGAAACAGUGGCACAGUUUAGACACCAAUAACUUAACGGCAAGUGUAAAUUAAUUUUGACAGUACUGCAUGAUAACGAUCUAAUUUAGUUAUUUUUUUAGAAUUAAAAUAAAAUACGGUAUACCCAAAAUAGUAUAAGUAUAAUUUAUUAUUCAAUUCCACUUAUUGAUUGACCUCUUAAUAAGUGUCUUAUUAAUUAUUAUUUGAGUUAUUGGCACUUAUUAAUUAAUUUACAAUACUAAUUCUUUUAUAAUUAUAAGUCACUAAUUUAAUAAGUAUUAGUAUUAUUAAAAUUGAUGUAAUCUUGCAGUUCAGGUGCGUAUAUAGUAUAUUUAUAUUAUUAUUAUUUCUGAUCGAAUUUCGUAUUAUCCCAUGUAAACUUACCUACUACAUGUCAUUAUUGUCAUAGUCAUGUAGGCCCUAUUCAUUAAAUUUAAUCCAGGCAAAGCUAGUUAACUAUAAUACUGAAUUAUACAGUGAUUAUUUUCAUUUUAUUUUCUUCUUCUUCUAUAUCUUAAGGGCCCACAAUCAAUUUUUUGAUCAUUUUGGCUCCUAUGCAUGUAGAUGGAUUUGCAAUGUUUCUGUUCCUGCCCCUGGUGUUGAUGAGGAAAUUUCACUGAUUUCCAGUGCCACUUUGUGAGGGAAUCAUGCACUAGAGGUUUGAAGGCUUGAGGCAAGUGGACCAGCCCAUUAUUUAUCUUGUACAUCAUGGAGAGCCUGGAUUGUCGUCGUCGUUUCUCCAAUGGUGACCAGCCUAGUGUUUCCAGCAUGCUGCAAACACUAGAGGUAUUCCUUUAGCGUGCUGCUCGUCGCUGGACCGCCUCCAACCUGUCAAUGCUCUUCUGGGUAAAUGGGUCCCAGACUGAAGAUGCAUAAUCUAAAAUUGGACGUACAAAGGCUUUAUAUGCUCUUUCUUUCAACCAGGAGUUGCCAAUCUUUAGAUUUCGCCUUAAGAACCCUAGGGUCUUGUUUGCUUGGUUACAUACAUUGAUAAUAUGCUCGUCCCAGCGGACCUCUUUUUGAAUGGUAACACCCAGGUACUUUAACGGAGGAAACUGGCUCAAGUAUAUGGCCGUGCAGUUCGUAUUGGUAGUGUAGAGGAGUACAACUUCUAGAGACUGAUAGUGUCUGGCACUUGGCAGGGUGAAAUUCCAUGUCCCAGCUCAUCUCCCACUCAGCUAACAGAUUGAGAUCCUGUUGUAGCUGGUCCUGGUCAGAUCUGUUGGCGAUCGUCCUAUACACUGCUGUGUCAUCUGCAAACAGUCUUGCCUGUGAUGUCAGUUUCUCCGGUAGGUCAUUAAUGUAUGCUAGGAACAAACAGGGGCCCAGGACUGAUCCCUGGGGGACCCCUGACUUCACAUCGACAAAGGAGGAGCUUGUACCGUCCACCACUACUGCUUGGCAUCGGUGGCUGAGGAAGCUAGAGAUCCAUGUUUUAGUGGUGCCUUGGAUCCCAUAUCUCUGGAGUUUGUGUAGAAGCAAACUAUGAUUCACACAGUCAAAUGCCUUUGCGAAGUCCAUUACCAGGACGUCAGUCUGCUUGUGGUUCUCCAGAUUUAUCAUCAGGUCUUCUACAGGUCUUCGAGGAGCUGGGUCUCACAUGAUCUAUUGAUUCGGAAGCCAUGUUGACAGUCAUUGAGUAUAUUUUGGCUUUCAAGAUGCUUCAUGACUGUGCUUACAAUUAUGUGCUCUAACAGUUUGCAGACCACGCUGGUGAGGGAUAACGGACGAUAGUUGGCAGGGUCGGAAUGCUCCCCUUUCUUGUAAAUUGUCUUUGAACAUCCCCACCUUCCAUAGCUCCAUUUGUUUUGUUUUUUCACCCUGUUGCCAGAUUUUUGAUCACAUAUAAGUUGCUAUGCUAAACAAAAUUUUCAAAUUGUAGGCAUGUUCACAAAAAGAAUGAAAUACAAAAAAAAGGGGUUGGGGGUGAACUUAAUUUGAUGUUCUGUUAUGUUAUAGGGGCCCAAAAUUCUUUUUUUUUUAUAUGGGGUUUAUAAAUAUAAUUCCGAAUAAAGGCUCCUACAUGGGCGUGGGUGAAUGGAACAAGAUCAAACUUAGUACACAUACACUUGAUUAUACAUAUUCAAAAACCGGUACUGAAGGGUAAUGAACUCAUAAUUUUAAUUUUUCCUAAAACUAGCCAAUAUACUCAGCGUCGCUCAUGAUGGCAUUUGGAAAUGAACAUCUUUAAAAGCCUUUUGGCUAACAUCUAAAUUAUGGGGCCUGUAAAAAAACUGUGAAAUGGAAAAUUGCAGUCUGGCAUGUAGGGUGAAAAAUGUAAAAAAAAACAACAAGAAAAUGGAGAGAUCGUUUACGCUACCGGCUACGUACCAAUGGGGUUGUAAAAAUCAAUAAAAAGACAAGUUAGUGCUGUUAAAUUUAGUGUUAGUGUUAACUAAUACUGUCUGGACUAAAUUUUAUAAAGAAUAAACGUAAGUUUACAUGCGAUAAUACGAAAUUUGAUCAGAAAUAAUGUACGCACCUGAACUGCAAGAUUACCAAAAUUGUAGUAUUUAAAGUAAAGUUAAUUAAUUAAGUGACUUAGACUAAACUAAGUCUAGACUCUAGUGUCCAUUGCCAUUGAUUAAUAAGGGAAAUCUUCCACUUCAGCAUUGGUUAUGAAAAAAUACUGUUGUUCCUGUUUCAAUUGCUAUUUAAACAAUUAUAGUUUUAUUGAUGUCCCUUAAUAGUAUAGUCCAAAGAGCUUGGCUGGGUUUUCAGUUACAUAGAAAGAGAGAGUGGGUGCUGUUUUCUCAUUGAAGUGCCAGACAGACGUGCGAUCAUGUUACAGGAGUGCAUAGAGAGUUAUAUCCUUAUUGUAUCAGACGGAUGGCCGGCUUAUGCAAACGUAAACCAGAUCAGACACAGAAUCUAUAAAUACUCAGUUGUGGUCCAUCAACAUAAUUUUGUUGAUCCAAAAAUGCUGGUGUUCACACACAAUGUUGAAAACAAGUGGAUGUGCGCAAACUGAAAAGACAUUUGGCACAAGCCGCGAUCUUUUCCCUUCCUAUUUGCAUGAGUUCAUAUUCCGCAACCGUUUUCAUGAUAUUUUUAGAAACUUCAUUACCUUGUGGAAGAAUUAUGCAUAAUCUCAAACUCUUGUAUUUUCAUACAUUAAAUUGUUAAAAUUUUUCUAUUUAAGAUUUCAAAAAUUGUUUUGUAUCAAUAAAAGAAUUUUAUCUUAUCAAUAAAGCAAUUGUAUGGUCAGAUACAUGAAGUAUUAUUGAGUAGCUUAACAAUUUUAUGAAAUUAUACAGCACAUUUAUUACUUUAUUUUUUUUAAAUUAUUUUUUUAAUGUAGAUCUAAUAAUAAGAAUACAUUUACAUUUGGUUUAUUAUACAUUUUUUAUUAUUUAAAUCUGGAAUAAAUCAAAACAAGUUAUCGGUUUCUAACCUGAAAACUGGUUCUCAUUAACCAUCUUUAUUUAAAACUGCCAAUCUCAUGAUGGAUGAUGAAAGGAAAUUAUAAUUGUCAUUUUUAAUUUUAAUACCAAAACAGUUCACUGCACCAACUUCAAGAUUGCAAUCAACAACAAUUGGCUGAUUAAAUUUAAUGAGUGAGCAGUGCAUGGAAUUAACCUUGCACAUUUUUUUUUUCCAAUGUUUUUUUUUUUUCAUAUCACCACAGUGUGCAUUAUUAUAUAUUAUUUAAAUCAUUUGUGAUUCAGUAUUGACAAGAUUUUAUUUUAAAUUGUAUAUUUUCAAAAGCAUUUUUUGAGCGUGUGAAUUUAAAAAAUGUGUAUUCUUAAAUUUUGAGGCCCCUUAGACUUUAGAGGCCCUAUGUGUAAGCCUACUUAUCAUCUAGGGAAAUACAGCCCUUGCUGCAAUUUUAUGUAUUUGAAUACAUUGGUCAAUAUUUAUUUUUUUAACCCAAACUAUAGCCAAAGCUGUACAUAUAUGAAGCAAUUUCAUAACCAUACAAAUUAGCAACAUCACUUAAGUUUGUUUAUUUAUUUAUCUUUUGUGUGGCACUUUAGUUUCAUCACGUUAUUAUCAAAAAGUACUUAAAAUGACCACUGACAGGAUUUUAUAAACCAUUUUAAUCCCCCAUUUUUAAUAACUGUGUUUCAAAUCAGAGCGGAGCAUAAAAAAUGGAAAAGCAAAUUAGCCAGAAGACAUUUGAUGAUGUAGUUCUAGAAAAUAUGUCUGAAUUUGACAUGGAACCUGAGGAGGCACUUCAAGAUGCUAUAAAACAGUUUGAAUCUCAAGUAAGUUUCAUAAUGCAUAUUUAUUUGUUAUUUUGAUGUAAUACUUGCUUGCAAAGCCAUGCAAAUGAUUGUUUCCUUAUAAUUUAUAUGUGUUAGAACUUAAAAAUUAGGACAUAGCAAAUAAAAACAAUAGUUUCUUAAGUAACCUGAUGACAGUGUCAGAUGCCGAGUAUAAUAAAUAUGUUUCUUUUGGGAGUAGAAAUGCAUUAAUCAAUCUUUAAUAUAUAAUUUGUGUCUAUUUGUUAUAAUUUAAUUUUUUUAGGGUGUCAACUUAAAUAUUAUUGUGAAAGACUCAUCAUUAUACGCCAGUGGGGAUGGAGAAACUAAAGACCAUCCGGUUGUCUCUUCGUUGAAAGAAAUAUCUGCCCUACUGAACAAUAAUCCAGACCAGCGUGAAGGCAUUUUAGAUAAUUUAGCCAUAUUUCAAAAAGAAUGUGAUGGUGAUCUAGCUCGAAGAUGUCUUGCAGGCUCCAAUGGAGCUUAUGCAGUGUUACUGAAGGCAUUACACUCAUAUAAGGAUGAUUCAGAGAAUCUUAUUCAUGUCUUAGCAUCCUUUUGCUCUCUUGUAAAUGGGCAGCCAGAUUUGAUAGAUCAGGAUGGUAUAGAGCUACUGAUAAACUUUUUAAAACAAUUUAAGACCAGUCCUAACCUUCUGGAGGCAGUUGUUAGAGCUGUGAGACUGAACUGUGUCAAACAUGAAGGCAAUAGAAAAGCAUUCAUAGAAUUAGAUCUCAUCAUUCUACUCUCUGAACUUUUAACACUUCAUAAAACAGAAGCUAUGCUUAUCAAAGAGGUGGCCAUCUGUCUUAGAUCCCUGACCAUGGAUGAUGAUGUACGGGUACCUUUUGGUAGUGCUCAUGAAAAUGCAAAGACUAUUGUUACUGAUGGUGCAGCAUUUAAAGCCAUUUUACAGUUAUGUGAAGGUAUAUUGAAAUGAGUGUUAAUUUGAAUAUAUAAGGCCAUGUAUAAUUAAAAUUGAGUUAAAUAUAAUAGGUUUUUAACCUGUAUUAUAGAAAAUUAAAUGAAUAUAUAUUUAUAAAUAUAGUCUAUUUUAUAGAUGUGUCAUAAAUGACUGUCUAACACAUUACUUUAAAUAAGAAUCAUUUUUAAGAUCUUCUGUACAUGUGUUUUUCAAUAAAUUUGCUCUUUUACAAACAAUAAACUUUGUAAACCUUUUGCUCAAGAACUUAUGACUACUAGAAAACUUUUGUUCAUUAAAAAAAAAAAAAUGAUUUUAAAAUUACUCAAAGCCUGAAGUAUGUAUUGAAAUAUAAUUUAAAAAACUAUUUCUAGAGCACAUAAACAACCCACCUGUGCUGGCUGAGCUCUUUUUAACAUUAGGAUGUCUUGCUGUACGAGAUGAGUUUUGUCAGGAGGUUAUGGACAGGGGUGGAGUCCACUUUAUUAUAAAUGCUUUCAAGAGUGCCCUCAAAGAUAAGGUAACAUAAUGAGUAAAAAAAUAAUAGAGUCGUAACUUUAGAAGCUAUUUAACUUACUUUCAAAUGUUUUAUGACUUAGACUAUGGCAUGUGCUUUCAUUAAAUUAUUUGACAUUUCCUUCUUAAUCACUAUAGUUUUGUUUUUGAAAUUACCAUAAAACUUGUAUGACAACAGAGCAACCUAAUUAAUUUCCAAAAGUUAUUAGAAUAUUUCAGAUGUUUUACUGAAACUGAAAGAAUUUAGAUGGGAACAAGUUAUUACAGAAAGGAAAGGGGACUUAAUUUCCAAUUUGCAUUUUCAAGAAUUUUUAAAAAAAUAAAAUUUUAUUACAUGGGUUCUUUAAUUCAUAGUACAUGUUACAAAAAUAUUAUGAAGCGCUGAAAUCAUGAAUCUUUGUUAACACGCAAAACAAAAUAAUUUUUUUAAAUAUUGUUUUCUGAGAUUGUAAAUAAUGUCAAUGUGUCCCCUAACUUUUUUUUUUUCAGGCUAUAGUACGUCAGGCAUUAAUUGUACUUAAAGCUUUGGCAGGCAAUGAUGAGGUCAAAUAUGAAAUAGCCAAAUUAGGAGGUGUGGAGCUGGUCGUCAUGGCCAUGAUAACACAUCAAUCAAAUCCUUCCAUAGCAGAGGCUGCUUGCAAAGUAUUGACAGCCAUCACAUUACGUAACACAGAAAACUGUCAUAAAGUUGUGGAAUUUCAAGGUCAUCAGCAUAUUGUCCAGGCGAUGAAACUGCAUCCCAAUGAUGUUGGUGUACAGGUAGUUAAGUUGUUUAAAUUCUAGAGCUGUUCAUUUUUAAAUUGUUUUAUAAAGGGGCCAUUCAUAAAGAACGUAACCCCCCCACACCAUUGCUGCACAAAUACAUUUUUUGUGUAUGUACAAAUAAGUUUUCGACACACACACCUUCACCACCUAAAAAAAAAAAAAAUCAAUUUAUUUAUAGACAAUUAUUAUGUCACAGUAUAAAAAAAUGUGUCCCAGGUUUUCUCUGCUUACUGGCGUAGCAGGCCCAGUGGUUCUCAAAAUGCGUGCCAAAUUGCCCUGGGAAUUUGUGGCAUUCUCUUCCUCACAGUGACCAAUUACAUGUUUUAUUUUACCCAACCCUUGAGUUUAAAAAAAAAUGUAUUUCAAAGUAUAUUUGUUAGACUUUAACUUAGGGCGCCAUAAUUUUGCAAGGGGAUAUCCAAACUAACUUUGUCACAUGGAUGCAAAACAUUUAAAAGGACCAAAAAUAAUGUCACACUAUUUUAUAUCAAGAUUUUUAACCCCUCCCUUUCAAUUCACCUCUCAAAAAAUAUGUUACACAAAAUAGAUACUACACUUUACUUUAAUCCCACUUCGUCACAAAUUCCUGACGCCUCCUUCCCUAAACAAGUGAUGUUACCAUGGAUAUGUCUAUAUGGAUGACUCCUAAUAUAUGGAUACAUAUAUAUAUAAAUAUAAUAUAUGUAUAUGAGAAUUUCAUUUUUAAUUAAUCUUAUCUACAUGUGUAUCAGUAUUUUAUAAAUGUAGUCAUUUAUGGGAUUGGUAUAAAUAUUUUAUCUUAAACAUCUACAAGUACUUAAAAGUAUUAAAAUAACAAAUACAGGCGGUUCCUAAUUUACAAUCAUUCAUAGAGGUUGUUUUCUCUGACUUUGUUCUAGUGUAAAAACCUUAGAACAUUUUAAUAAAUUGUUCCAUACCAUGUACAAAAUGAAACAGUGGAACCCAGCUAUAACACGCCCCGCAAUAACGCGAAUUCGGAUACAACCCGGUCGUAGCAUGGCUCCCGAAAUUUGAAAUUCAUUUACUCCAUCAGGCCUGAGUUCUUUGAAAAUUGUAUCCAUUGCUUGGAAAGCCAUUUUUUAAAGCGAAAAAAAUCACAACUUUUCAAAAUAUGGUCGAAAAUGUUCUCGGAAAAAAUUUAAAUAUUGUAAAACCACGCAUUAACGCAACCCCACUUUUAACGCGAUCCGAUUUUAUGGACCCCGAUCAUCGCGUUAUAUCGCGUUCCACUGUACUUGUAUUAAUCAAAGCUGUAAGUGGUAAUGAAAUUAUCUUGCAUUAUUUCAUGCAGAAAAAUGCGUGCAUGGCAUUGAGGAAUUUGGUCUCAAGAACCAAAGAUUUAAAAGACAAUAUUUUGACUCUUGGAGCAGAAAUAUUGCUGAAUGAAGCAAUGAAUCGUCAUGAGGAAGCACAUGACGAGGCUAAGGCUGCUCUUCGGGAUUUAGGCUGCAAAGUUGAAUUAAAGGAGCUCUGGAAAGGAGAGCGUGGAACACUACAGUAAUUCUUAUACUUGUACACAAUAAUUUAGCCUCUAAUGAAUUGUGGAUUUACAGAUCAAAAUAAAAUUUUAAAAUUCAUUUAAAUAAGUCAUGAUUAUUUAAAUAAGUUGAGAUUAUUUUAACAAAGAUAUCUUCUUUUUUUUUUCUUUUGCUUUUAAAUGUUCAUAUUAGUUAAAAAGGUACUUAAUAAGCCAAUUGAGAUGGAAAAGUCUAAAAUUUUUAUAUAAAAUUUUCCAACGUAUGACUUUCGUAUGGCACCAAGUGUCUAAGGAUAUAUAUGCAAAUUUUUAGAAGAAUUUAGAAUUUGAAAACUUUUUUUCAUCAGCUUGUAAUUAAAAUAAAAUAAAU